AUGGGAAAGGACUGCAACAGCCGUAUAGCUGUGGUGGACCACCGCUCUGCAACAGUCGUAGCUAGCUGUGGUGAGAUGCCUUUUGUGUCCUUUCGAUACUUUUCCACUCUUUUAGAUUUUUGUCACCCAACAACUAUUCUUGCACAACUAUUUGCAAUUCUUGCACGGAAGUUUGUGAAGAGUCCACACUUCAACGACGUCGUCCUUUUGAUUCCUCCACCAGCUCCGCCAUUCCACGCAGGCAAAUCUCCACUGCCGAUUAUCAGGGUCAAUCAUUAUCCACCUUGUCCUAGCCCCGAUUUGGCUUUGGCGGUUGGUCGGCAUAACGAUGGUGUGGCUUUGACCAUUCUUGCUCAAGAUGAUGUUGGAGGACUUGAAGUAAAGAGGAAAAAUGACGGAGAGUGGAUUCUUGUGAAACCAAUUCCUAAUGCUUAUAUCAUCAAUAUUGGUGACAUUAUCCAGGUGUGGAGCAAUGACAAAUAUGAAAGUGUAGAACACAGGGCGAUUUUGAAUUCUGAGACGGAAAGGUUUUCCAUUCCAUUCUUCUUCAACCCAGCACAUUAUACUUGGGUUGAGCCCUUGGAGGAACUGAUCAAUGAGCAAAAUCCUCGCAAGUAUAAGGCCUAUAACUGCGGAAAGUAUUUUGCAACCCGAAAGCGCGGUAAUUUGAAGGAACUUUAUGCUGAAAAUGUGCAAAUUUGUCAUUUCAAGAUUGAUAACUGAGAAGCUGCUGUACUGGUGCAUGCUUGUCGUAAAACAUGUAAUCUGUUUUCAGCCAUUCACCUUGCCCUGGAAGACUACUUCUUCUGUAUCUGUAAAUCAAUGAAGACUAAAACAGUAAAGCAGAUUAUGUCAAA
Messenger RNA from Coffea arabica (coffee), 857 nucleotides. RefSeq names its product protein LATERAL BRANCHING OXIDOREDUCTASE 1-like. NCBI's taxonomy places the organism in Eukaryota, Viridiplantae, Streptophyta, Magnoliopsida, Gentianales, Rubiaceae. The record is from RefSeq and is a predicted model, not a curated record.